GAGGAGAGGGGACGUCCAUAGAUCUUGACUCGUGCACGCCAGCGAGCUCUUUCUUCCUCCGCGCCUCCUCUUCCUCCCUCUUUCUCUCCAACUCCAGCCGUUCCUUCUCCAACUGCGCCUUCAGCAGGUAGCGCCGCCCGUCCAUCGUCUGCGUCUCCUCUCACCGACUUCACAAACAAAUAAAGAGACCUUCAGCUCUGUAGGUCUGUUCUUCCUUGCGGACAACUGCACAGCUCAGCGGAAACGGAAGGGCAGCGCGCGGGAGUGGAUUUCAGUCUACGACAAGGGCUUUCUCGGUUUUCCGGUACAGAGCCAGGUGGUCAAGUUCCUGAAUUUGUUCUUCUCUCUCGAGUGUGCCGAGGUGAGCUUUCUUCUACGCCGGGACACGGCUACAGGCCGAGAAACAACCUUAGUCAGCCGGAGGCCAUUUUAGCUCCAAGCUAGCUCAAUAUGACGUAAGAAACAAUGACGCAAUUCAUUGCAUCACGUGCAAUUCCCAACAAACAAAUUUCGGGCAGGCCUAGCGCUAUAGCCUGUUAAAAAAUCUGCGUGCAGGUAUAAAAUUCAUUGUAUUUUGAGACGUGUAGUUCUUGCAGCGAUGGAACCAAAUCUCACUGAACAUCUUCGAGAGCAGAACGAGUACAAGAUAAUUGUGAUAGGGGCAGUGGCGGUGGGGAAGACGAGUUUAGUGAUGAGAUAUGUUCACGACCAGUUCCGCGAGAGAAUGUCCACUCUGAUAGCAGAGAAGGAUAAAGUGGUGACAGUAGAUGGACAGGAAGUCCACCUCAAAAUAUGGGACACUGCAGGCCAGGAACGAUACCAGAGUAUUACCAACAGGUUCUAUGCAGAGACAAAGGCAGUGAUAGUGGUAUAUGACAUUGUCAAUGAAGAUACGUGGACAGAUGUGGACUACUGGGCGAAGGAGCUCAACUAUUACCUCCUGAAUGAGCUGGACGCGGGGAUGCCUGUCCUGUUUGUCGGCAACAAGAAGGAUCUAGUAGAUCGUAGAGAUGAGGACCAGAAGAUAGUCAGCUUCAGACAGGUGCAGGAGGUAGCGAAUGCCUAUGGGUUUCUGUCUCCAGUAGAGGUCAGUGCCAAGACAGGCCACAACGUGGAGAAAGCCUUCACGGCCAUCGUCAGACAGCUACUGAAAAUCAACGAGGGGAAGGACUCUUCUCACACUAGACCUAAGGAUAAUUUUAAACCACCUGGCUCUACAUGCUGUUCCGUCUCAUGAGACUUUCUAUCUCUUCCUCUCCUGGCAGCUACUGCCAGUUUUUACUUUUGUAUAUAUCAUCAACUUCACUUGCCACUAAUUUUUUUAAGCCUUCUGUGUGUGCGUGUUCAAAAAUUAUAAUAUAAUUAUAUGGCAGUUCAAGACCUCAACAUUGAACAGAACAUGCUAUCUAUCUAUCUAUCUAUAUAAUAUACCUAUGGCUGGUAUGCUAUGAACUAUAAUUUCAUGCAUAUUAUCAUGUCAGGUGAUCAGGUAAAAUUCCAUGGCUUCUCUGUUGGGGGCGUGGCCUCCUCCGAAUGAGUUUCAUAUUCUGUCCAAACAUCGUCAUAGCUACCUCAGCAGCAGAAGAUGAGGUCCGUGUUGACUGCUGUGGAGGAUGAGGAUCAGGAGCUGGCGGAGAGGACGACAGACAAUUCUCCAUCAACUGGUCCAGUGACUUCUGACCUUCCACUUCAGAAUCAGAGAAAUGGAGACUGGAGAGUGAGAGGUCAACAGCAGGCUGGGGCAGGGGAAGAGUUUGGGGAGAGGUUCCAGUCUUCGCGUCAGUCUCUGGCUGAUUCCCAGUCUUCGCAUCAGUCUCUGGCUGAUUCCCAGUCUUCGCGUCAGUCUCUGGCU
Geodia barretti is the source of this 1852-nucleotide messenger RNA. NCBI's taxonomy places the organism in Eukaryota, Metazoa, Porifera, Demospongiae, Tetractinellida, Geodiidae. The record is from the annotation of a GenBank genome assembly.